AUGGCUUCUAACGCAAAGCGGAGGGCGCUGGAGACCGAGCAGCUGCCGGAGAAGCACGAAGAAGAUGAGGGUGACAUGGAAGACGACGAUUCAGAAGAAUCCGAUGACAUUGAAGAAGAUGAAUCGGAGGAAGAGGAAGAAGUGAACGAGGAAGUUAAUGUAGACUUUGAAGCCUACACAAUGUCUGACACUGAUUUUGAAGGCAUCAAAAAGCUGCUCAAGCAGUUGUUCCUGAAAGCCCAUGUGAAUAUCUCCGAGCUAACAGACCUCCUUAUUCAACAGAAUCACAUCGGCAGCGCUAUUAAGCAAGCUGAGGGUCAGGAGGAUAGUGAUGAUGACGAUGACGAAGAUGAUGUCUUUGGCUUCAUAAGUCUUGUGAAUCUAAAUGAGAGAAAGGGCACAGCGUGCGUGGAACAAAUUAAAGAGCUGAUUUUGAGCCGCUGCGAGGAAAACUGUGAACAGAGCUUGGUUGAACAGUUUGACAAAGUUCUAAACGACAACAGCAAGCCUGUGGGUUUCCUCCUCAGCGAGAGAUUCAUUAAUGUACCUGCACAGAUUGCUCUACCCAUGCAUCAGCAGCUCCAGAAAGAGUUGGCAGAUACUCAGAGAACCAAUAAACCAUGUGAGAAGUGUUAUUACUAUUUAAUUCUAAGCAAAACCUUCAUGGAAGCGGCGAAAACAUCCAAGGGGAGAGUUGGCUCCCAAGCCAAGGAGGAGCUGAUGUUUGCCAAUGCAGAAGAUGAGUUUUUCUAUGAGAAAGCCCUUCUGAAGUUCAGCUACUCUGUGCAGGAGGAGAGCGACACGCAGCUGGGGGGCCGAUGGUCCUUUUCCGACGUGCCCAUGAAACCCUUGAGGACAGCCAUGUUGGUUCCUGCUGACAGGAUGAAUUCAAUCAUGGACAAGUUCAAAGAAUACCUCUCUGUGUGAACCGUUCCCUCCGAACAGCUGCGUUUUAUAGAACUAUGCGCCCCAACUGCCGGUAACAUCAUAGAGACUAAUUAAUUUUUAUAAACAUGUCUUAGUCAUUCAUUUCAUCUUUUGUAUUGGCUGUCGGCUCCGGUGAGACCACAAAAGGGUUUUGGAACAUUUCAUUAGUGUAAUUAAAGAAAAGAUCCCUUUAGCACAGGCACUCAGUCCCUGACAGGGAGAAAGUACAACAAAAGGGGUUCACUAUAUAAUGUAUUUGAUACAUGGAGGGGAGAAAAGGCGUUAAAUAGAUUUCUGCAACAUCUGAGGUUUUUGUUCUGCUGCAAUAUCGGCUUAUCAAAAAAAAAAAAAGUUCAUUAAAGUCUUCCUUUUCUUUGGGACACGUAUUGCACUCCUUCUGUAUUAGUCGAGGUCAUUAUAUAAAGCAUCUUUGUUCUGCAGCGCCUUCAUCAAUGGCAUCAUGUAGAGACUUCUCUUCUCUGGGCUCUUCUGGGGGGAUGUCUGGGGUCUGGUCCUGCUGCUGCAGGAGCUCUUUAGUCUCACUAGGUGUCAGGUUGCUGAAGUAGUAUGGGGGGAACAAACUCCAUGAACCUAAUGAAUAUGUAUUUUUUCCCCAUUAAUCCGUAGCUUAAACUUCAUAGGUAUGAAGGAUAAACUAUAUGUUUAAUGUAACAUAAAGGCUUGCAACCAA
Molecule: messenger RNA, 1618 nt
Organism: Xenopus laevis (African clawed frog)
Lineage: Eukaryota; Metazoa; Chordata; Amphibia; Anura; Pipidae
Gene: bccip.S
Product: BRCA2 and CDKN1A interacting protein S homeolog
Exons: 7
Coding region: 1-927 (308 amino acids)
Cellular component (GO): spindle pole; nucleus
Source: RefSeq, a predicted model, not a curated record